Molecule: messenger RNA, 1419 nt
Organism: Laetiporus sulphureus 93-53
Lineage: Eukaryota; Fungi; Basidiomycota; Agaricomycetes; Polyporales; Laetiporaceae
Exons: 3
Coding region: 1-1419 (472 amino acids)
Biological process (GO): exocytosis
Cellular component (GO): cell tip; Golgi to plasma membrane transport vesicle
Molecular function (GO): guanyl-nucleotide exchange factor activity
Source: RefSeq, a predicted model, not a curated record
AUGCCACCCAGCGAUGACCGCGGCGGCCUUCCACGCCGAGUCGACAGUUUCAUAGCAUCCAAGAUGCCUUUCUUCACCCAGCUCGACGAUGAGCUGCGUGACGUCAAGCGCGUCCACUCUCAGGGCCAGGAAGAGGACCUCAGGAUGGCCCUCGGCCGGAUGAUCAGCAGGGUGGAGGAGCUCACAUCCAUGCUGAAGGAAGCAUUCAAGGCGCAGACCGAUCUACAGACCGAGCUCACCCUCGCAAAGUCAAACCUGCAGCUCGCGCUCGCAAACAACGAGAUGCUGGAGGAUGCCUUGAAGCGUGAGGGCGGAGGCCAUCUAAAGGACAUUGGCUGGCGGCGCUGGAGCGCGAAGGAGCAGAAGGAGCGACUUGCAGAGGAGGAACGCAGGCGAAGUGUGGAGAGCUCUGGCUCGUGCGACACAGCUCAGAACUCUCCCGUCCUGCAGCCUCCUUCAAGGCCUGCCUCUCCACUACCAAGUGCAGCGCGUGCCAUCUCUCCUGCGCCCUCGUCAGAAGGGAGGUUCUUCCGGUUCCGCUUCGGCAGCGGCGGUAGCGCGACCUCCAGCCAGUUCCCCUCUUCCCCUCGUGUCCCCAUCGCGAGUGGCAACCAGUCGCCGCUGGUGAACGGUCAUGCACAGUCUGCAUCAUCGCAUCUUACGUCUGCGUCGUUGCCUUCCUUGGUCCCAGCACGAGAUUGGGAGAAGGAGGUCGAGCAGCUGAACGCCGAUUUGAAGCAUGAACGCGAGUCUCGCAAGGCAGUCGUCGCUCAGAAAGAAGCUCUAGAGGCUGAGCUCGAGUCUCUAUCACAAGCACUGUUUGAGGAGGCCAACAACAUGGUCUCGGUAGAGAGGCGAAAGCUCGCCGAAACAGAAGACGAGCUGAAAGAACUGCACGCCGAGCGCGAGGCACUGCGGAACGCACUGCGCCUGCUAGAACGCCAAACGCGUGUCCCAGAAACCGUACACAGCAUGGACGAAGCCGUCCUCGGACACGCGCACGCCGGAUCUAUCUCCUCCUCACGAGCGGUCAAGUCUCUGCCGUCCUCGCGAGCGGCCACACCGGACUCGGCGAGACGCGUCGACGAGGACCCCACGUCUGCUGGCACGGUCGUCCCGCACCGUCCACCACCUCUGCCUAUUUUGGACCCAGAUUCGCCGCUUGUCUCGCCGUCGCCGUCGCCUGUCGACACCAUUCAACAUACCGAUGAGCCUGACGAACACAAAGAAGCUCAGCCAGCGGAAGAAUCUUCAGCAUCGUCAGUCGAACCAUCACCGUCCCCGUCCCCGUCUGUUGAGUCGCCAGAGGUUGGCGAUUACGUCUACCCUCUGAUGCGUACGGCAGAUUACUUGCCUGGUGAGCCAUCACCGUGGGCAGACGCGAAAUCCGUUGCCGUAGCCUCAACAAACCCUGCAUGA